Chiloscyllium plagiosum (whitespotted bambooshark) is the source of this 7694-nucleotide messenger RNA. RefSeq lists its product as uncharacterized. The record is from RefSeq and is a predicted model, not a curated record. Gene Ontology annotation, biological process: proteolysis; protein desumoylation. Gene Ontology annotation, molecular function: deSUMOylase activity. Gene Ontology annotation, cellular component: nucleus. Lineage: Eukaryota; Metazoa; Chordata; Chondrichthyes; Orectolobiformes; Hemiscylliidae.
GUGGCUAUGAAGUAUGUGAGAUAACGCCCAAGGACGGAAGCACCAGCAGCAGAUUGACCUCACACAUCCCAUCCCAUUGUCCUCCAAACAAGAGUGACCAUCCCUCCGCAGGGAGAUGGAGUUCCAAGGUAGGAGUGAGAAGCCUCCAUCGAUUGAGGGCUGGUUCCGGGAACACAAGGGAUACAGUGCUUCAAAUUCAGCGGAGGGGAGGGUGCAGAAGGAUGGCAGCCCCUCCUCAGCCAAUCUCAGCACCUGCAACAACCUGUCGAGAAAGAGGAAAGCGGUCUUUGAAGUGCUGUCGGAAAAGGCCGUGAGCGACUGGGGGUUGGCAUCCGACUGGGAAGUGGCAGGGUGCAGUGUUCCCUUUCAGAAGACCAUGGACUCUAGGGUUAGUUCCAAUCAGUCAGACAGGAAGUGUACCUUCUCCAACAAUGGCGCAGCUUGUGGUCUGUUUGCUGCGGCUGGAGCUGCAGACCAACAAGGGACCCUGCUGAGCAGGUGCAGGGCUACACCAGCCACUAAAUCCUGCAGAGGCCUGAAGCGGCGGCGGUUUCGGAAAAGGUGGAAGUUGAUGCAGGCCUUCCAGAUGCUCCUGUAUCGCCGGAUUUCCCCGCUGACAUUCCACUGGAGGGUAUGGAACCUGUUCAGGAAGAGACGUGCAUCUCGUCUUCAUGGAGCCAAGCACAGCCUAUCCACUGCUCAGCAGUCAGUGAACGAGCCAUCAGAGAAUGCUCAGGAGUGGGAAUCACAUGCAAAGUGCCUGGAGGCAGGUGAGAUGUUCAGACCCAGGGUGGCUCCUGACUUUGUGCCGGAAAUGAUGUGCUCAGAGAGUCACCGGGCCCCCCGUUCACUGGAAGGCAGCAGCAACAACAUGUGGUUGAAGUCUGGUAGCAGAAGCCCCACCAUGAGGUUGCAGGGUCUGUCCUCUGGCAAUUGUCAAUCCUGGCCCAAGGACUUCCGGCUCCCAAACCAAGGGAGCGCCUCGGAGAACGCCAGCAGCUCGAUGACAUUGUCAGUACCACCCGCCUCGUUCAGGGGCAGUGCUUCGGCUGACCUUUCAGAGAAGCCAAAGGAGGGUUUAGGCACGUUGGCACAGAGCAACAGCCACACGGUUUCCAGAGCUGGCCUGCCACUGGCUGGCAUUGACCAUGGAGAAAACGCUCACCAAGGCACGAGGUUGCUCGGAAAGCUGUUCCUGGACCGAGAUCAUCCCUUGUAUUCCCGGUACGUGGCCCGGUCCAAGGAAGCCCUUCACAUUUGUCGAGAUGAGGCUGCUGGAGACACUUUGAGUCAUGGCUCGAUUAACCUCGGUGCUCAGGAGCAAGCGCGAGGACAUCUAUCCAGCCGGACAAAGCCAGAGGAGGCUGACCUCUCUGUUGGCCAGACACCGUUUGGUGGCGUUGGAGAUAUGCUGGGAGUAAACGGUCACCCCCUGAGUGACCCGGAUGAAAUGCUCCCCUCAGACGGUGGCGCUGAAUGCCAGCGGGUGGUCAGAGAGGAUGAUGGCAUCGUCAUCAGUCAUGUGUGCAGCAUUGGCUCACAGAUGGUGGAGCAGCUGUUUGGCAGCGAGGACGACAGCAGGGAGGGCAGCUCAGCGAGUCUCAGCAAGCACAAGUGUGAGUCUGAUAGCCAAGCAGGUGGUACCGGAGAAUCAGAGACUGAUGGAGCUGCCAUAGGGCAGCAGUGCAAGACCAGUGACCGAGCCAGUGUGAACCAUGUGUCGGCAAUGAGCAAUGAACACAUAGCUUGCAUUCACGGGCUUCUAGAUGAGUAUAUCCAAACCUAUGGCAGCUUGAUACCCCUGAACACUGAUGAUGUGAUUGAGAAGCUCCAGGCUGUUUUUGAAGAAGAUUUCUCAACCCCACACAGAAAGAACCUGAUUCAGCACGUGAUGCAGUCAUACCACCGAAUGAUGGGAAAUAAUGCUGUUCGAAACUUUCGAGUCACAUACAAGAGGCACGUGCUCACCAUGGAUGACCUGUCCACCUUGUAUGGCCAGAACUGGCUGAACGACCAGGUUAUGAACAUGUAUGGAGACCUUGUUAUGGACACAGUGCCUGAUAAGGUUCACUUCUUCAACAGCUUUUUCUAUGACAAGCUGAGAACCAAGGGAUAUGAUGGCGUGAAGAGGUGGACUAAAAAUGUUGACAUUUUUAACAAAGAUCUGCUCUUGAUCCCCAUUCACCUGGAGGUCCACUGGUCACUGAUCUCCGUUGAUGUACGUGAGAAGACAAUAACAUACUUCGACUCCCAGCGAACCCUAAACAGGAGGUGCCCCAAGCAUAUUGGGAAGUACCUCCAGGCAGAGGCCAUCAAAAAGAACCGCCAGGACUUCUAUGAUGACUGGAAAGGAUAUUUCAAAAUGAAUGUCGCAAGGCAAAACAAUGACAGUGAUUGUGGAGCUUUUGUACUUCAGUUCUGUAAGUGUCUGGCUCUGGGACAACCGUUCAGCUUCACCCAGCAGGACAUGCCCAAGCUCCGGCGCCAGAUCUAUAAGGAACUUUGCAACUGCAAGCUGAUUGUGUGAAGAGCUUGCUCCCAGAAGUUGGUCGACACAAGCCUAACAUUGGGUGACUGACCAGACAAACGCACCCUUUUGUGAACAAUACGAAGACGGCACAAGUUAAGAAGGCUUGAUUCAACAAUUCUGGUCUUCAAAUGUGUUGAAACAUGAAAUUUUUUUUCCCCUUUUUUAAACAAGCAAACUUUUUUUUUCUAUGCCAUAUUUUUUCAAUUAUUUAAGUGUUGUUCAAAUUUGAAAUUCUGGUUACCUAUGUUGUAUUAUUAAACCAGGAUCACAGCACUAAACGGCUGCAAUGGAUUUAUGUGAAGGCAUUUGGGUAUUUAGCAUCUUUAAAGCAGUCUAUUAGCUGGCCUGUGAACUAGGGGAGGAAGUGAUUAUGCAGGAUCGGUGACUCUCCAUGUGGACUGUCAGGUUUUAGUUCCAAGGCUUGUCACUUGGGAUUAUUUUCUAUGAGCUCUCAGUCAGCAGCUUACACAAAGUGGCUUGGUGCAGAGAUGUCUCCCAUUUUUGGGAUUGUUAGGAGACCGAGCAUGGUGCUGUCUGUUUUCUAUGGCUACACUGACAUUAUUGCCCCCACAUAGUCAUGGAGAGGUUGUGGCCUACUGCUGUGGGGUAGGGUUAGGAGGGGAGUAAGCCGUCUUCGAUACCUGUGAAGCUUUUGAGUAAAACAAAAGGUUGCAUCUAUUGAAAUUCAGUCAAAUUAACUUGAAAGUGAUGGUUAGUCACUGUCCAAAUCCACCAAAUCCUCUUAAAGACGUUGUUUGGUGUUUUGUUCUGUUUGGUGUCUUUUUUCAGUUUGUAUGUUUUAAAAAAAAGCUGGGACUUAAUAUUGUGACCAAAAUGUGGAUUUGUAAGGCUUUUGGGUUUGCUUUUGAAUGAAGAAGGAAAAUGCAGUAGCCUGACACGAUAAACCUCAUGUACCUCACUAACUGCGUGUGGUAGCAAUGUGCAACAGUGUGAUGCCCCAACACCCAUAAUAAAAAUCUGAUUGGUUACAUCAUAACUCUCGCCAAGCAUCCUUCUAAGUGUCCAUACAGUUCAGUUUUAACAUGUUAGUAUUGUGUUUCUGUAUGAAGAAUAUAGGGUGUUUAGUUGUGUUGGGGUUAGGGAGUUGAUGGAAUAUCAGUUUUACUUGAAAUCUUCGUUAUCAAAUGAAUUCAGCAUGAUAAGCAUUAAAUGAUUACCUUUUGCCUGUUCCCCAUCUCACGCUACUUAGUAUGGGUUUAAAAAAUAAAAUAUUGGAUAGCUUUUCAUCUUUUAUUUAAAGUUCCUGGUGUGAAUUCAAAAUGAUGGUAGCAUUUUGGCUGUGAUUGCACUUGUUCAUGUUUGCAGUCUAUGGUAAUGUCUGACCGAUAGCUCCAUCCCAGAUUUAAUUAAUGAAAUAUGUUUUGUGGUGUCUUCUUUGCCAAUCUGAACGCCAGUUCCUUGAACAGUUUGGGCAUUGCUAUCACCUCCUAUUGUCACCCCCAAAGGCAGAGGUACAGAGCAACACUGCUCACUUUACCUUUUCAUCCCCCGGGUUCAAGUUCAAACACACAGACCAAGAAAAUGAAGGAUUCUUCUGUCUGCUGCCUGCAUAGCACUUCUGUAAAGCAAAGCAGAGAGACGUGAGCAUGGGUGCUUACUUUUGAAUGAACAACCUCACUCAAUCCAGAAAUGGAAAUGUCAGUAGGGAUUGCUGUACCAUGAUAAAAUUGAAGGGACUUCUCUUGGGACAGGGUUGAGGGAGCUUUGUUUGGUAUAAGUCCAUGCUGUAUCUAACUUGUGAGUUCUUGAUAAUAGCUGCCAGUGGGAAAGUAUUCCAUCUCUCAGUACUGGAAAGCUCAAUCAUUGAAAUUUAAACUGGUAGAAAGGCAGUGUCAGCUAUUCUUGGAAAGUGUUCAGUACGUGUAUUUAACAUGCUGUGGUGUUUUGUGCAUUUGCUGUUCAAUCUGGCUGCUUCAUGAAGGGAAUGAGGGGUUUUAAAAGGCACGGAGUUAAUCUUGAAACCCUAUUAUAUCUAGAGAUGGAAAGAUGAAGGCUCAGUGAGAUAAUUCAAAGGCCUAAGAUUUUAUUUUGGGCUAAUUCUGUGCCAAAACUGAUACUGAUUUUACACCCCGUGUACUCUUCCAGUGACUAUUUAUUAAUAAGCUCAGUUUUUGAUUAGAGAUAUUAGUCAGAUUCUAUUGCCUAAUUUUAGGGACUUUGGGAGAUACGCCUCCUGCAUUUUGAAACUCAAUCAUUCUGUGACCUGAAUCUUCAUAACACAAGUAUUUCCUGAACUCCUCCAACGACAUGGAACAUAGUUCAGAUGUGAAUGUGGCAAUCUUGUAGCUGAGUAGAAGAAAGCAACAGUUGGAUGGUUGCAAACUUUUAGUCUGGUCUUUCAUAUGUUUUGUUAAGGGAGCAGGAAUUUUCUUGGAGUUAAGGUUUUAUAUUCUGGGAGUAAACACUAGUGUUGACAUUGUGGGGGGGGGGGGGGAGCUGGUGGUGGUGCUGAAAUCUAGUCCGUCACAGUUGAAUUAUUUCAGGUUAAUUGCCUCCAUCUGAAGUAGUGAGCAAUUGGUUUUAGACCUGGUGAAAUGUAAUGUAUGAAACUGAUUUCUGUCAGUCUUCCUCCCCAUCCCUCUGCAGUUGUAUAAUACUCUGUCAUUUCACUAAAAAGUGUGGUGAUUCUCAUAUUGUUAAAAUAUAGAACCUUCAUAGGAAAAUCCAUAAAAUGAAAGAGUCAAAUCUCUUGCUCGAUUAUUGGGGGGAGGGGGAGUGAUUAUUGAUGGUUUGCAUGCUUCCUCCUGCUCUUUCUCCAGCCCUCUCAAAAUCUGGUCACAUUUGCAAACAUAACAUUUGAAGCUGUGUCCUGGAGAUUCGGUCUGAAACCUAAAUACCUUAUUGUGGAACUUACUUUGUCAGAAUCAGUGGAAUUGCUACUCACAAGUGAGUUGUUUUUUUUCAGUUUGUGUGUCAGUUGAAUCUGCUACUAGUUGUUAUGUGAUAACUUUGUUGUGGAACAAGCAAACAUGGAAACUAUUUAAGGUGACAGAGAUUUCCAGCACUUACUCUUGUAAGCAGAGAUUUGGCUCACAUUAAACCUGAUUUGUCAGAUAGUUUUUUCACAAGUAGUGUAACUUGUACCUGAUUUACAUCUGUAGCAUUGCGUGCUUUAGUGAAUUCAGCUCUGUAAUGUUCACAUCCAUACAAAAUGGUGUUGGGAGUGAUGUUUUUGAAAUAUACAGUCAAGGAAGCUACUGUUUUGUCUUUGCCCUUUGAAUCUGGAAGAGUGAGAACCAUAUAUACUAUUGUGUUAAUUUGUCAAAUCUCUGUCUAAAUAAACAUCAAAAACAUUGUAAGGGGUGUCGAUAGGUCUGAGCAGAGAGCUAAGCCUUCAGUUAUUUGCAUGAAGCCACUUACAUGACUUUGCAGCUGAUGUGGCCUUUGAAGAUGGAGGUUACAAAAACAUAUUUUCACAUCUGAGGUUUUGUGACUGUUGUGCAAUCACAGUUACAUACUGUUCUGUUAGAUUUGUAACGACCGGUGAUAUUGUGCUCCUGUUGAUUAGACACUUGCCUGGUGGUUUGAGAAUACUGUGCAUAUAUGCUGUACUUGGUCAGUGAAUGUUAAAUGUUUGAAAGUGCAAGUAGGAGCAGCUGCUUUCUCAACUUCAGAGAAACUCUGGAGUGAGUUUCCAAAGUGCCUAGAAGAUCCAUUGGAGCCAGCCACACACACACACUCAACUCAUUAUGCUUUAAUAAAACAGAAAAUGUUUGUAAAUGUUCAGCAGCAUUAAUGGAGAGAGGAAAACAGAGUGAACAUUUCAAGUCAGUAACCUUUGGAUUAACUUGGUCUCUGUCUCCACAGAUGUCUGACCACCUGAGUAUUUCCAGCCACCUCUGUUUGAUUUCAGCCUUCCACAUCUGCAGAACUUUACUUUUGGAUUGGGGUCACACUUUGUCAAGCUCUCAAAGGUGUCUUGGUCUCUUUGGCUUUACAGUCAGGAUGUAAUCAUGGCCUGGAUUAUUGUGCCAUUAUUAAUUGUAUGCUGAUCCUGGAAUUGAAUGACUCCACUGAGGAGAAAGAGGAAGGCUACAAGUUGAAAGGUGUUCAUCUGGAGAAAGGCGACCAUGGAAACUGUUUCUGACAUGGUGUUCAAGGUGCCUUCGGUGCUUUAAAUCCUGUUCACUAAAAAAUGCCCUUUAACUGAAGGAAUUGAAUCUCCGAACAAAAAAGACUUUGGAUUUCAAAUAGUGAUUUUGUGUUCCAUGUGUUUGAGAUUCUUUUUCACAAGUAUUUUCAGGAUGACAUUCCAAGCUUAAUCUCUCAACACUAUAACCCUAUGACCUUGCUCAUUUUCUCAUAUGGGGUUGGGGAAGAGAGGUUUGCUAGAGUGAAGAAACUGAUGCAGCCAACUGGCACUUUGGAGCCAUUGCUUUAGGGACUCAGUAAAACAGGAGCUAGAGGCAAGGAGGAGAAUUUUCUUGUCCUACGUUGCUUAUCCAAUCAACCCUUCUCUCCCCACAAAAAGAAGUCUCGUCUUUGCUCAUCCUGAUAAUCUGAUUGCAGCUGGCUUUAAUUAGACCAAGAUGGAUGGAUCCAGUGGUAGUGGAAAUUUUGCCUUGGGAAUGUUUCUAAAGCCAAAAAUGUCCACGUGGGCCUAACAGCCAGUGUUCAGUUAUAUCCCAGCUUGGUAUUAGUUACUUGACAUAUUCAGAUACAAAACUAGAAGCUAGCUCAUAGGGUAUCGAAAAUGAGAUGGAGAGGAGUCAUUUGAUAUUCUAAUAAUUGUGGGGAAUUUGGGGGUUCUGCUCCUGACAUCCUCUAUCUGUCUUGGACUCAACAGCAUCACUUCACACCCAAUCAAAACCAUCCUCUAUUCCCAAGAAAUCUGCGGCCCUUUCUUAGGCUGCAGCUCCCCAUCUGCACAUCAGUGUCAGUGUGAGAGAUUCUCAGUUACAUUUCAUGGUGUUUGAGUACUGAUAGGGAUAUGUACUAAUUGUGGGAGAUGGUGGGAUGGGAUGGGUUCAUCUUCUACACGGGUUCUCUUACAUUUGAGUAUAUCUGAUAUAAUGCAGACAUGAAGGUUUAUUGUUGUUUAAAUCUCCUGCUGCCAAUGUUCUUCAUGUAUAUCACUGUUGGAUUGAAUUGGAUUUCCUAUCCCUUGUAUUGACACAAUAAAGAUUUGAGUCUUGAGCAUAUA